Molecule: messenger RNA, 823 nt
Organism: Panicum virgatum (switchgrass)
Lineage: Eukaryota; Viridiplantae; Streptophyta; Magnoliopsida; Poales; Poaceae
Exons: 1
Coding region: 226-549 (107 amino acids)
Source: RefSeq, a predicted model, not a curated record
GCAAAACCCAUUCAAAAACCCCAAGCCAUCAAGAUCGAUCACCACUGCUACUCUUCUAGUUAGCUCUCUUAGCCUUCUUCGCCAUCUUGCUCACACUGCUCUUUGUUUCCUCGUGACCUCGGCACCUCGUCCUCUUGCCUUUCUGAGCUCUCGCAAGUGCUGUUCGUUGUAGCGCCAGCUGGUAGUGGUACUAGCUAUACUAGCCAGCUGCUUCGAGAGAUCUCCAUGGGCAACUGCAGCUGCCUGGAGCGGGCGAGGGUGACGGCGUGGGACGACGACGAAGACUGGAGCCAGCCGGAGGAGCGUUCCGGCGGGGCGCGAGGGGUGGUGUCGGCAGGGAGCGGCGGCGGCACGCGGGUGAAGAUCAGGAUGACCAAGGGCCAGCUGCGGCGGCUGCUGGAGAACGCCGGCCGCGGAGGGGCGUCUGACGAGGACGUCGUGGCGGAGAUCAUGCGCAUGGGCACCGUGCGCGUCGACGUCGCGGAGCUCCAGCACGCGGCGGAGAGGCACCACCGGUCGCCGCCCAAGCUAGAGACGAUACAGGAAUAGACAGAGAAACGAAGUGAUGUUGGGAUCAUACCGACGUCAUCUGGCGAGAUACAUGGCCGUGAUCAGGGUUCACCUUACCGACGGUAAAGCGAUUUUCGCCAACUAGCGGUAUCGGUAAACCGGCGGUAAAUCGCCGAAAACCGCUAGAAACCGCUCGAAACGACAAUUCAAAUUCAAAAAACCGGUAACCGUUGUUUACCGACCGGUAAUCGAUGUUUACCGACCGGUAACUGUCGUUUUUAACCGGUAAACACCGUAUGACUUUGGAAAAUUA